Messenger RNA from Oncorhynchus mykiss (rainbow trout), 3841 nucleotides. Its product is annotated as kinase suppressor of Ras 1. The record is from RefSeq and is a predicted model, not a curated record. Gene Ontology annotation, biological process: protein phosphorylation; Ras protein signal transduction. NCBI's taxonomy places the organism in Eukaryota, Metazoa, Chordata, Actinopteri, Salmoniformes, Salmonidae. Gene Ontology annotation, cellular component: cytoplasm. Gene Ontology annotation, molecular function: ATP binding; protein kinase activity.
AUAAGUAAUUUACGUAGCUCUUGAGAAUACACGGAACCCACUGUGUGUUCAUUGAAGUGACAGAGCUACCAAUGUAAAGGUCGUAGAUGAACUGUUCUAUUAGUUCGCUGUUCAAACUCGUGUAAACCUACCAAGCCGUGCCAACGACGAGGAAUGGAUAUUGUGCCCGUCAAAGGUGGAAGGAUGGUUCAAAGUAAUUAACUAUCGGACGGGGACAGUAUAGGUGGCGCAGCGAUGGACAAGGACGCACUCCACCAGUGCGAACUCAUCCAGAAUAUGAUCGAGAUCUCCAUCUCUAGUUUACAAGGACUCCGAACCAAAUGCGCAGCAUUGAGCGACCUCACUCAGCAAGAAAUACGCACUUUGGAGGUGAAACUGACUAAGUACAUCUGUAAGCAGCUGCAGUGUAAGCAGAGAGUGCCUGAGAGACAGAGGACCCAGGCCCUGGCCAGCUACCCUCGACUGGGAGACUGGCUCUGCACCAUCAACCUCAGACCUGAACUCAUACAGGCUGUACCAGUGAAGCUGUCCCUGGAUGCUUUGCUGCAGAUGUCCAGUUGUCAGGUGCAGGACACCAUGAGACAGCUGGGCUCUGAACCAGAGGAGUGCUCCCGACUCACUGCUGCCCUCUCCUGCCUAAAGAGUGCCAGUGGGGACAUCAGAGAAGACCCAGGAACCUGGAUAUCAGAGCCUCCCCGCCGUGACAGUAACACCUUACCUCCUCCGGACCGUCGCCCCUCCACCCCCGCCACACUACCCCGUGGCUCCAUCCUCAGUCCGCAUACCCAUGCCCGUUCUGUCUCUGUGACUGUCGUACCCUGUGUGGACGAUAAGGGGCAUCAAGUCUACACAGGAGGCAUGUCGGACGCUUUCCCCUCCUCGCCACUGCUCUUCUCCAAUUCCCCUCCCUCCAAGAGACGCGCCAAGCACCCUCCACGCAUGUCCCCCUCCCGAAAAUUGCUGCAACUCCCCUUCAAUAUCACCCUCACACGCAGCAAGAGCCACGAGUCACAGCUGGCCAACCGCAUAGAAGAGCCAGUGCCCAACAACAAGGGUGGGAAGAAGAACAAGCUGCUCCUGAAUGUGCACAUUAACAGUAGCAGUGGAAACGGGUGUGAAGACUCCACCCGGACCCCUGGCCCAGCCACCGCCCCCUACACCCUCCCAGGAACCCCUACGCUGCUGGAGCAUAACCUAGCAUUGCACCGGGGGUCUCCACAGAUGAUGAGGAGGGAUAUCGGCCUCUCUGUAACACACAGGUUUUCAACCAAAUCCUGGCUCUCACAGACAUGCCAGGUGUGUCAGAAGAACAUGAUGUUUGGUGUUAAAUGCAAACACUGCAAGUUAAAGUGCCAUAACAAAUGUACCAAAGAAGCCCUUCCCUGCAGGAUAUCUUUUCUCCCACUCCCGCAAAUCCGCCGGGCAGAAUCCGUACCGUCUGAUAUCAAUAAUCAAAUUGACCGUACGGCAGAGUUACCAAUCCAGUUUGGCACUUUACCUAAGGUGCUAACCAAAAAGGACAACCCUCCCAUGCUGAGCCAGAUGGAUUCCAGCAGUAACCCUUCCUCCACCACUUCCUCUACGCCCUCCUCGCCCACCCCCUUCCAGCAGAGCAACCCCCCCAGCAUCAACGCCACACCGCCCCCCAACUCCUCGCCCGGCCCCCAAGGGCCCCGAGACAGCCGCUUCCACUUCCCAGCUGGCGGUUAUUUACAACCUAGACAACAGUUUAUUUUCCCUGAUGUUUCCUCUUCACCAUAUCCUGUUGGACUACACUCUGAAGGCUACCAUGACACUGGAGACACACAGCAACUGGCACAAUCAGAACCUCCAUGUCAAGGACAGGAAUGUGGAGCGGAAGAGGAGGAAUACCCAGGGGAUGAGGGAAACGGUAGCAAGGAGGGCAGAGAGAAGGGCCACUCAAACGGAGAGUGUGAUGGGGACGAGAUAGAGGACCUGCCCAGCUACCGGGGCCGACUAGCCGGUGGCCAAUGGAGGGGGCCUAUCUCCCGUAAGGCCAGCCAGACCAGCGUAUAUCUGCAGGAGUGGGACAUCCCCUAUGAGCAGCUGGAGCUGGGGGAGCUCAUUGGCAAGGGCCGCUGGGGGAAGGUGCAUAAGGGGCGCUGGCAUGGAGAGGUGGCCAUUCGGCUGCUGGAGAUAGAUGGUAAUAACCAGGACCACCUGAAGCUGUUUAAGAAGGAAGUGAUGAACUACAGACAGACCCGCCACGAGAACGUGGUCCUCUUCAUGGGGGCCUGCAUGGCCCCGCCACACCUCGCCAUCAUCACCAGUUUCUGCAAAGGUCGGACACUAUUCUCUGUUGUAAGAGAUGCCAAGAACACGCUAGACAUCAACAAGACAAGGCAGAUCGCUCAGGAAAUUGUUAAGGGUAUGGGCUACCUUCACGCUAAAGGAAUCGUUCACAAGGACCUGAAGUCCAAGAAUGUGUUCUAUGACACAAACAAAGUGGUAAUCACAGACUUUGGCCUUUUUGGAAUGUCCGGAGUGGUACAAGAGUACCACAAGAGGCAAGAGAACGAGCUGAGGCUCCCUCAUGGCUGGAUCUACUACCUGGCCCCUGAGAUCGUCCGCAGAAUGGGCACUGGAAACCAUGAGGACCGCCUGCCUUUCUCCAAUGCUGCAGACGUCUAUGCCUUUGGCACCAUUUGGUAUGAGCUGCAGGCCCGUGGCUGGCCACUCACCAACCAGCCGGCAGAGGCCACCAUCUGGCAGGUGGGCAGUGGAGAGGGCAUAAAGAAGGUCUUGGCAAAGGUCAGCCUGGGCAAGGAGGUUACGGAGAUACUGUCUGCCUGUUGGUCCUUCAAGCUGGAAGAGCGUCCCUCCUUCACCCAGCUGACUGACAUGCUGGAGAAGCUGCCGAAGCUCAACCGCAGGCUUUCCCACCCAGGACACUUCUGGAAGUCAGCCGAACCCUGGGUUCAUCAUCAUUGCCUGCGGGACCAUUGCAGUCAGGGUCUGCAGUCUCGCUGCCCCUACAUAUACAAAUAACACAUAUCUCAGUGAUCACCGGUGCUUAUCAAUCCGUAGGAAUAGCCUGUUUGGUAUUAGAUUCAGAGGAAUGGACAACCCAGCAAAAUAACUGGUAUCACAGCCAAUAGUGCCACCAAUAUAUAGAGUCAUGUAUCUUUGUCAACUUGCUAAAUGUACCAUAAUGCACUGCCUGGGUUGUUUGUUAGUUUCUUGUUCUUUGCCUAACUUCAGUUUGUGUAUUAACAUUUUGGUGCUAGUAGUGGCUAAUGCAAACAGUCUAGUCUAACCACUUGCUUUCUUUCAAUUUUCCCCUCUCUCCUCUUUUUCCUCUCUCUAUUUCUCGCUCUCUCUCACCCUACAACUUAGGUUGUAGCCUUCAGUAUGCAAGAUGAAGUAAUAAUGAGGUUCAAUGUAAGAUGUUGACUUGCCUCUUGUGCACUCUUUGUGUGCCUGUGUCAACAUGCUUGUUUGGUUGGUUGCUGAAUGUAAUGUACUGGACAACCACAGAUUAACCCUGUGAAAGACUGCAGUGAUUGAAUGUUAGCAGUGAUAACAAAGAUAAAUGUAUCCGAUAUAUAAAUAUAGAUAGAAUUGUUUUAUUUAAUGUACAGAUAACAUUUGUUUUAUGUGUACAAAGUUUUUUCAUUACAUUAUAGGUACUUCACAUCUAAUUAUGUAGAACUUUAAAACAUUUCCCCCUCACAAAACACUGUGUAAACAAAAAUUGUACAUUAAAAGAUGGGUUGGUGUUUUUUAUGUCAUAAGAAUGUAUAUUUUUGUACAGAUUGUGGCUACAUUCAAGGUGUUUCUGGUUUCCUCAGUGAAAGACGAUAAAACUGAACUCACAUCA